Molecule: messenger RNA, 1161 nt
Organism: Tribolium castaneum (red flour beetle)
Lineage: Eukaryota; Metazoa; Arthropoda; Insecta; Coleoptera; Tenebrionidae
Product: aldo-keto reductase family 1 member B1
Exons: 5
Coding region: 58-1119 (353 amino acids)
Cellular component (GO): cytosol
Molecular function (GO): aldose reductase (NADPH) activity
Source: RefSeq, a predicted model, not a curated record
AAUCUUUUUCGCGGUCAUUUUCAAAUCGUUUGCUGUCACUAUCACGUGGCAAGUGACAUGUUUGUGUUUUGCCGCUUCUUGAGCACAGUUAAUUAUUUAGCGAAGGAUAUCAGUGGAAAAGUAAAUUUAAUUAAAUCUUCGCCUAUUCAGUCUCUGAUAGAUAACAUGGCAAGUGUCCCGAAAGUAAAAUUCAACAACGGCUUACAAAUCCCCAUUUUUGGUUUGGGGACAUGGAAGUCCAAACCAGGACAAGUAGCUCAAGCUGUGAAGGAUGCCAUCGAUAUUGGCUAUCGCCACAUUGAUUGUGCUCAUGUUUACGGCAAUGAGAAAGAAGUUGGAGAUGCUGUCGUUUCCAAAAUCAGCCAAGGAGUCGUAAAACGCGAAGACCUCUUCAUUACAAGCAAAUUGUGGAAUACCUUCCACCGCCCUGAUUUGGUGGAGGGCGCAAUUAAGCAGACGUUGUCCGAUUUAGGGAUUGAGUAUCUCGACUUGUACCUAAUCCAUUGGCCCCUUGCUUACAAGGAAGGCGGGCCGCUCUUCCCCGCCGACCCCCAAGGCAAAAUCCUCUUCAGCGACGUCGAUUACGUCGACACUUGGAAAGCGAUGGAGCAACUGGUCCACAAAGGCCUAACCAAAUCGAUCGGCAUUUCCAAUUUCAACAAACGCCAAAUUGAGCGAAUUUUGUCAGUCGCUACAAUUACCCCAGUCACUAAUCAGGUCGAGUGCCACCCUUAUCUCAAUCAAAGCAAAUUGAUUGAGUUCUGCAAAUCGAAAAACAUCACCGUGACCGGUUACAGCCCCUUGGGGUCGCCCGACAGACCGUGGGCGAAGCCCGACGAGCCCCAGUUACUGGAUGACCCCAAACUUAAGGAACUCGCGACGAAAUACAAAAAAACUCCAGCGCAAAUCGUGCUGAGAUACCAGGUGCAAAGAGGAGUCAUCACCAUCCCCAAGUCGGUCACAAAGUCGCGAAUUCAGGAGAAUUUCAAUAUUUUUGAUUUUGAACUGACCGCUGAUGAUGUUAAAUAUUUGAACACGUUUGACUGCAAUGGCCGGUUUUGCCCAAUGACUGCGGGGCUGGGGCACCCACACCACCCAUUCCAAAACGAUGAUUAUUAAUUGUGUUACACUUUAUUGAAGUUAAUAAAAAUAUUGCUAAAA